Portunus trituberculatus (swimming crab) is the source of this 6044-nucleotide messenger RNA. RefSeq lists its product as uncharacterized. Bases 328 to 2706 code for a protein of 792 amino acids. NCBI's taxonomy places the organism in Eukaryota, Metazoa, Arthropoda, Malacostraca, Decapoda, Portunidae. Gene Ontology annotation, molecular function: GTPase activity; GTP binding. The transcript has 5 exons. The record is from RefSeq and is a predicted model, not a curated record.
CUGUGGUGAAGUGUGUGAGAGGGUGUGCAGACUGGCAGUGGUCUGUCGUUCAUCUGAUAAAGCAUCAAUUCCAUUAUCCAUAACUUCGUUAAAUACACAGGAUUAAAAAACGCAUGAUAAGUGUGAAGAGGAAUGCAUAAAGUUAAUGACGAGAUUGAACAACAUUUGGAAAAAUUAUAAGUGUGUAUAAGAGAAACAAAAUACAAAUUCCGAACCCGUGCGAGAAAACACGUGAUAAUUGUUUUGCAAGGCACUUCAGUCUUCUCUAAAUAGAAUGAUGUGGUUAACGUAAAGACGCCGAUAUUUUGCUCAUGCCAGCAAAUCAAAAUGAAGUUCAAGAUCGGAUUCCUUGCUUCAUUGCCACUGACUACAGACACUGAACUGGUGACGACGACUGUGAAGUUCCAACCGAGAGGUGAGAGGUUGGAGCGGGUGGGGGGCGGUCGCGACCGGGACCAGUACAGGGCGUGCCUCCAGACCGUGGCUGACGAGACUGGUCAGGAAGAGGACCCAAGGGACCGACACUGCCUCCUCCCCCACCCCGCCAAUACUAGGGUGAAUGCUGCUCUCCAGUGUUACAAGUCACAUGCAGUGGUUGAUGGUGACUGCAGUGCUCCUCGCGGCAGAUCUUCAAGCACAAGUUCUAGCGAGUCUUCAAAUACUAAUACCAGCGACAGCAUCAGCUUUAAUAGCACGAAUAGCAGUGGCAGUACAGCCAGCACAGGGAACAGUUUGGCCUCUAGCAGCGUCCAUAACAGUGACAGCACAAACGUCCAAACCAGUAAAAGACCAGGUAAAACGUUUUUUACUUUUAGCCCUAGAAAUGAUUCAAGAAAACGUCGCAUCGGAACCGGCACCAACAGUCCCGCCGGUGUAGCCCUCACCACCACCACAACCACCACUGCCUGCUUGGAGUUCAGCGUCAAUGGCAAAGCAAACAUCGGCAACAACGUGACAAAAGGUGUCAAACUCAAGACUAAUAGUCUGAGUAGUAACAGCAGUUAUGAAAGUCAAACUAGCAGCAACAGUAGCAAUAAAAGUUUCAGGAAGUUUUUUCAUCGAGGAAAUGUAUUCAGCAAUAGUUUUAAAAUGCGAAACAGCAUCAAGAAGUCUGCUAAGAGCAGUGACAAGAGUACUCGUAAAAGCACCACCGCCAAAGCCACCACUAUCAACAAUAGUAGCAGCAUCACUAACAGCAUCAACAGCAACAUUGAGGAGAAUAGCAGGUUUCUCCUCCCUGCAGACAGUGUUACCAACAUCGUCGUCGUUGGGGACAAAGGAGUCGGCAAGUCAGCUAUCACCGUUCGUUUCCUGACCCGCCGCUACAUCGGGGAAUACAGUUCAGACUCGGAAAUGAUGUACCAGCACGACACCACGGUGGACCAUGCACCCGCCUGCCUCCAGCUACUAGAUGUCACCACAUUGCAGACACCUUACCAAAUCCUAAAUCACCUCUCCUGGGCUCACGCCUUUGUGGUCGUCUACGACAUCACCAGCAGAACUUCCUUCAUUCACGCCAGACAACUGCUGCAUAUCCUUCAUUCUCGUUUUCAUACAAAUCCUUCCUUUUCCAAAAAUUUACCUCCACAACCAAGUUCCUAUAAAACUAGUGAUUGUGCUACGCACACGAACAUUUCCCAUGAAAUAAUAGUUCCUGCAUGUUCUAGAAACGAUAGGACAACAAACGGUGACUGUGUUUUAAGUGAACAGCCUAUGUUACCCAUUACCAGUGUUGCUUCCCGGCCUCCACAGCCACCCCACAGCCUCACAUCAACAAACCAUCAUGCACACCAGUGUUACCAAGCUGACCCAUCACCGACUGGACAGCGUUACUCUAUCCAGUCAUCUCUCCCGAUCUCCUCGCAUGGAAGGCAGGAACCUGCCACUCUCAUAUCCUAUCAGUACCAACGGCCGGACGCCAACCGUCUGCGCCAUGCCACCACUCCCUACUAUGGUUUCUCGCGCAGCACAACUGGUGACACGCCCCUCAUUCACUGUCGCUGUCACUGCCACAAUCUUCAUACUAAGUUACCAUGUGGUACAACUUUAGAUAAUUACGACAGUAAAUAUAGCAAAAGCUCAUUUAUUCCUAGUCAUGUUUAUUAUGAUUCUAUAGAUACUUUAGUUGAAGACCAUCCAAGGUACAAUUACAACAGAGGCACAAGAUGGUCUCCUACGGACAAGGUACGGCGAAUUCCACUAGGCUAUCACACCAGCUUUGACUUAUGUGAUGAAGGACAAAAGCCGGAGUGUUAUUUUGAGAGGAGUACUAGCGGGUGCAACUUGCAUCACUCCUGCAACAGACACCUUCCUGAACAUGCUGCCUCCCGUUACCAAGAGUGUCUUCCAUCGAAAGGAGGCUGUUCCUCUACUGGGCCUCUGCAAAGGCAUACCACUCUUCUCCUCGGCAACAAACGAGACUUGGAGCACAUCAGGCGCGUGUGGACCGACGAGGGAGAGGCGCUUUCUCUGGAAUUCAGCUGCCAGUUCUAUGAGGUGUCGGCAGCAGAGUCCGUUCUUGGGGUUCAUCUAGCCUUUCACUCCCUUCUGAAGGAGACUCGGGCUCUGCAGCUUAUAAAGAGUCUGCCUUAUGGGAAUUCUCAGGAUUCUUCCAAAGGCACCGUGUCCUCGGCUGUAUCUAAGGUCAUUGGCAACUUUUUCCGGGUAGGUAAAGUUGGUCACAAGAGACAGUCAAACAGCAUCUGACCAGCGUGAAUGCAUCAGGUACUCUUCAAAUCUUUAUGUUCUCCUAUAUAACCCACCAGAGUCCUCGCCCAAGAAUAAGCUACACUAGUUCAUGAAUAGUUCCAAAUAUUGUUAUUUAUGUUUUAUUCUAAACCAACGAAGCACUUCAGGGUUGCGUUAGCUACCCAAUACAGUGUUAACUACCUAGACGCGCACGAGCAGUGAAGAUAUUUUGCGGGACCGAUAAAAAAAAAAAAAAAAAAAAACUUUUCACUCGUUAGAACCGUGUAAAAACAAACCGGAACUUUAUGGAAUUAGCAAAUAUGUUUUAUAAAGCGGUGUCGAGAAGAAAAUUAGUAUCAUGAGAGCUUUUUAUUAGAAAGAAAAAAUAAUGAUAAUGAGCAGCGCUCUUCAAAUACGUUCGCCCGCUGGAUUAGGAACAUAUUUAUCAUCAUUAUUAUUAUUUUUAUUAUUAUUAUUAUUAUUAUUAUUAUUAUUAUUAUCAUCAUCAUCAUCAUCACCAUUAAUAUAAUUUUUAUCAUUAUUAUUAUUAUUGUUAUCACUAUUACUAUCAUUAAAUGUUUUUAUUAUAUUGUACGGUAUGUGCGUCUCAAUUUUGAUACCUUGAGAGAAAAAUCGUACAAAAUCAAGACGGUAGCGGUGGUCACGUCGCAUGUGGGAACGCAGGAAAUAGAGGGGAAAUAUACUGUACAGAGUCGUACACUGUUAAUAAAACCUGCACGUUAACCUUAAUAUCUUAAAAGUAAUUGUCCAGUUAUAGGUUUGAAGGACCCGUGGCAACAUUUCACACUAUCUAGUAAAAGAAACAAAUACUACAAAAAUAGAUAAACAAAUUAACUAAACUACAUAUUCUAGGUAGAUUAGAUGGAUCCAGGCAUCACUAAGUCUUAGUCUGUUAAGUUUAUAUUAAAGAAAGACAAACAUGACACGAGUAUUGUUCUUACCCAGGAUUCAACGCUAAGUAAUUUCAACAGACUAGACUUCAACGUUCAAUUUAUCCGCUUUGAAGGGUUCCAGAUAGCUAGGUGCGGCAGUCCUUCCUUGGACAACGAACAUCCUGCCAGACAAGCAUCACAUCUUCAAGUCAUGUAUUCGAUAUCAAUGUUCCUUUCAGAAAAAAAUAAAAUAAAUAAAUAAAUAAUUAAUAAUAAUAAUAAUAAUAAUACGAAACAUCUUUUACUUAAUAUAAAGGCAGGUUCUCACGUGUCAAUUUGCGACUGAGAUUGCAAGUCAGUACAGUUUUCGACUGAAUAUCGGUGGCUAGCGACUGGAAAAACCAUUUGCAAAACAAGACAUGUUGGUCUUGUUCAGUCGAUUUGCGACGUUGUGACGUCACGGAGAAAAGUUUGAAAAUGUGGUGUCAAUGUAAAGAAGAAUAUUUUGGAGUUGAUGAGGUUAAAAGAGCACAUCUGGGACUCUAGAAGUAAAAAGCUUAAACAAAUUGGCAUUCGAUGAAUUCGUUGCCACUCUCCGAUGACUGUUUCCUUCUAUGCAGGGUGUUGUUGGAGGUGAGGAUUGAAGACUUGUCAGGAUUUAAUUUGAUCGCAAUCGUCAUCGUCACCAGAGGACAACAUCCAGCCGAUACAUCAUACUUUCCAGUCGCUAUGUGUGAACGUGUUCCGACUACAUGGGCUCAGUCGAUACUUUUAUCGACUUGCGAUUUAAGUCACAUAUUGAUACGUGUGAACUUGACAUAAGUUCGUCAAAGAAUUCAGUUGUAGAUUUCAUCGGAUGCGGUAAGUAGCCGAAUAAAAAAAAAACAAAUAAAUGAAAAAGAAAUAUAGAAAAAAAUCAAAACAAACCUAAAGAUUUAUAAUCAAAUAAGCCAUGCAACGCACUAAAAUACAACACUUCAUCCAGUUAAUUCAUUAUACAUGGUCAGUUCCGCUACUGCAACACCAAACUUAUAUAACUUUCAUAGCAAGCUAGUUGUUCCACCACAUUGGGUGAUCAGCAACUGUUAACCCGUUGAUUGUUGUAACUUAUCUUCUGAACCAGAGUGAAAUGCAGCGUGCGAAUUUGGCCUCACAUUAAAGGCAGGUUCACACGUGCCAAUUUGCGACUUAAAUUGUCGAUAGAGUUUCCGACUAAAUAUAUGUGCCUAGCAAAUGGAAAAGUCAGUCGCAAAACAAGACCAACAUGUUGGUAUGUUCAAUCGAUUUGCGACUUUAAUUACGUUGUGACGUCACGGAAUAAGCUUUGAAAGAGUGGUCUCCAGGUGAAGAGAUGGUGGAGUUGGUGAGGGGAAAAAAAAAACACAUCUGGAACUCCACAAAUUAAUGAUACGGAAAAACACAAAUUAAUGAUAGAAAAAAAAAAAAAAAAAAAAAAAAAAAAAAAAACCGUAAAUCGUGGUUGGACGAAACAGGUGCCAGUCUUCAAGAACCGUUUCUUUCAAUGCAGGGUGUUGUUGGAGGUGAGGAUUGAAGAUUUGUCAGGAUCUAAUUUGAUCGCAAUUGUGCAUAGUCUUCUUAAGAUUAGUGUGUGGUGGACACUCCUUCUCCUUUCUUUCCUUCUACUUUGCCAGGGACGUAUCCACAGGCAUUUUCUAUUCUGUUGACUCUUCCGGUACGCCAAAAGAAGAGCAACCACCGCUUCAACAUCGCCACUGGAGGAUGACAUCUUGGCGGGUUGCUGUUUGUUUACAUUCACUUCCCCCAAAAGGCACCAACUAGUCAAUACUUUCCAGUCGCUAUGUGUGACGUUUUUCCGACUAGAAAGGCUCAGUCGAUACUUUCAUCGACUUGCAAUUUCAGUCGCAAAUUGGCACGUGUGAACUCGCAGCGUGACGAUUGUGUGAGGAACGUGUCCGUCCAACCACAGACGAGGUAAGACUUACAUUAACUAGUCUCAGUAAAAUAACGUCGUCAGACUUACUCACAUACAAAUCAGGGGUCAUAUACUACUGGUAAAGGGAACUAUAGCAACCUACAGUAGCCAUACAACAUUGCAAGAAGCCAAUAUACUCACCCAGCUCAUCGUUGUUCUGCAGCUCACUGAUCCCAUUCAGAGUAAACCUUGCGGAAUCUCGUGUAAUUGAUAAUGUCCAGAUUAUCACAGGUAGUCGUCUCCUGACCACGAUGUUGACAGCAUCGCGACACGCGGUGCAUUGCCCAAUGGGGCACUUAACUACUAUUUUAAACAGUAAACAUUUCCUUGUAAACACCAACAAUACUGACGUUCGGACCACCCGACCUAAAGGCAGUGCUUCCAUGAGUCGAUGAAAUCUUACCCUAGAUUGUCGAAGUUGCCCGUUAAUUGUUGAUUAAUGCACUCUUAUCAUACAUAAGUUUAAAUAUUGCCCCACCCCCACCCCCAAACACACUCACAGGUCUACA